GUGGAGAGCACCAGUCGUCCUGACCUGGUCCUGUUCCUCAUCAAGUACCUGAUGAUGUUGAUCGUGGGAAUCCCCUCUGUGUUCUGGGUGGGCAGCAAGAAGACCUGCUUCGAGUGGGCCAGCUUCUUCCACGGCAAGAGACGCAAAGAUGCGAUGGUCAACGAGAGCCGCCAGGUGCUGCAGGAGCCCGACUUCACCCAUCUGCUGCUCAGGGACCCCAACACGCCCAUCGUGAGGAAGUCGAGGGGCACGUCCACCCAGGGGACCUCCACCCACGCCUCCUCCACCCACCUGGCCAUGCUGGACGAGCCGCCCAGUGCCAGCACCAGCCGGGCCGGCUCGGUCCGCAGCGCACGCUCCAAAGUGAGCAGUUACCACGGCAGCCUGCACCGCUCCAGGGACGGCAGGUACACAGCCUCCAGUUUCCGGGCCAUAGACGACCGACUGCCCUACGGUAGCAUGCCUCGCCUCAACGACCAAUCACAGCCCAGGCACUGCAGCAACAAUCGUCUGGACAGCCUAUCACGGCACGGCUCCACGCAGCUGCUGGAGAGCCAGUCGCGGCACAGCAGCAUCAGGGACCUGAGCAGCGCCACUCAGGCUGUUCUCGGUGUUCCAGGAAACGGGAUCCACAGAGUCCUGGAGGAGGACGGUGCCACGGCCUGACCUGGGAUUUUAUCUGUGAAGAACAUGUGACUGAAAGGUUUGAACUGAGGAGGAAAAACUGAUUAUCUGUCUUUUUCUAGAACGAUGAAGAAUGUGUGAGGAUCCAGUGUUGAGCUGGACAGAACGCAGAUGUAGUGAUCACUGUGGGACCCGCUGUUGCUCUCAGAGCUGCAGCACUUGAUGGUUGACUUAGCUCGACGGCGGCUCCCUCCGUCCAAGUGGAGAGGACCGAGUGUGGAUCGAUGCCUUAAAACGUUCUCUCACCUUUACCUGAUCCAGGAGCUGAUCCCAAAACACUGAAGUUCAAAAUCCAGUUUACAAAACUACAAGAAAGUCCUGAUGGUGAAGGGUGAAGGCUUCACCGUCAGACCAACACGACUGAGCUGAAACUGUGACCAACGCUGACACACUGCAAUGGACUGGGUUUUACUGUUUACUGUGUGUACAAAGAACUGUGAACGUCACCGACGGUCGGAGACGCUCACUCAUCCUCUUCAGUUUACUUCUAAUUGCUUUAUGAAGGACACUGGACUUGAGUUUCUUUAAGACGUUUCACUUCUGGACACACGACUCCAGUCACCGUCUUAAAACACUUAGAAGCAAACACAGGAAGCAGCUGUUAUUUUUUUAAACUCACCUUUUUUUUUAAGAUUUCAUUUUUUACUGGUUUUGAUGUCACAAUUAUUUUUCAGCUUCAUUCGUCUUAAGUUCUGGUAAAUUAACCUGCUGAAACUGUUAUUUAUAAAAAGCACCGAUUACAUCAGCUGCAACUUUAAAGUACCAACAACUGAGUGUGGAUUUUUGCCUUAAAACGUCCUCAUGUCAGCUUUACUCGACCCACGAGCUAAUCCCAAAAACCGAGGUUCAGACUGACGUCAGUCGAGGUUACAGUGGAUCUUCUGGUCUCCAUGGCGAUGUCCUAAUGGCAUCUGCUCUCUACACUGUAUGUCUCCUGACCUUUUUAAAAAGCCUUGUCUCAUUUUAAACAAGUGUUUUUAAUAUUGAGGUACGUCGUAUGUGACGAGAGGGGAAAAGUCUGGAUCUGUAGUUCACCAGUUUGAAUCAAAGGGCUGAAAUACAGGGACAAGAGCUGAAUCCAAACUCCUGCCUUAUCAUAACCAUGUGUUCAGACAGAAACACAAGCGAAGCUUAGAGACGGAGCGAUCUUUACAAGGGGAAAUUGUUUUGACUUGACACAUAUCCGGAUCCUUUGUCAUAAACAUACAGAGAAAAACAGCUAAAUGGAAACAACGUUGCACCGAUAGAAAACACCAAACAACAAAAACAGGCCUGUCUCCAUUUCACUUCAGUUUCUGUCCGAACACACGUUUACACUUUGAACAGAUAGAACGCCCUUAAAUUAGUCAAACGCUGAAUAGUCUCUCCUGCUACAUGUGUCCUUACUGUUUAGCUACUGUUAAUGCUAGAGCAACAUUUCCUCUAGUGGCAAAACCUGUGCAUAGAUGUAAAAACAUUUUGUUGUUCAUUUUAAAUAAAGUUGUUUUUUUAAAGAAAGGACAAAAAGGAUGUUUUUUAUAAUCAGAACAAAUGACGACACAGAAACACAUUUCCUGUUGUAUUUGUAACAGCCCUCCGCUUUAUUGAAAUACAUCGGAGUCAGGUUAAUAUAAUGAGUUGUCCACAUAAGUGUGGCAGCCAGUUCCAUACAUUAUUUUUUGUUUUGACCUUACACCUUAAAUAUUUUUUUUGUGCAAAAAAGAAUCUACAUCACCUGUAGUGGGUUAUCCUCAGUAAAACGCCCAAACUGUUCAAAAAGGAGCAAGUCCAAGUAAAACAACAAACCGAAAAACAAAAAUGAUUACAUCUAUAACAUGCAAAACUGUACAAAUUAUUACAAAGCAAUCCUAGAAAAAAAAACAAAGUGUAAUAUGAUAUGAAAGAGCAAAAUAAUAUAGAAGGUACUGUGGAUAAGACCUCACUGAAAUGCAAAGGCGUUUGAUUUUUUUAUUUUAUUUUAAGAUUUUCUUCCUCUUAAACGUUACGACUGUGGCACCUCCGCCACCAAACCGCCCGUCGCCCUUCACCCCUGAAACUUUUCAUCUCUCUCUCUUCCUGCUGUCUCCGCCUGGGUCAUAUCUACUGUACAUUACAGCCAGAUUCCCCUCACGCACUCCUUCAUCCAUCCAUCUGUCAAACCUCUAACACGCUCAUUCUCUCAUCUAAAUGAAAAUAAUUCAUUGGUUCUGACAUUUCCUGAGUUUCUCUUCCCCCUCUCUCUACACUGGGAAAUCUGGGAUCAGCUUCUCUGUACAAUAUUGGCCGAUAAUAAAACUGUUUCCUCUCGCCCAGCGAAUACAUUCUACACACAAACUCCAGCAGGAACUGAGGAGAGUCACUAGCUUAAAAAAAGUCUCGAAGGAGGUGGUUUGUUCGGAAUGAAAACCAGCUUAGUCGCACUCUGGCGCUCCACAUGUCCCUCGCUUAAUAAAACACUUGGAAUGGGUCGUUUGGAACUACUUUGUCGUGUUUCAACCGGGCAGGAUCGGCAGGAAUGUGCACCGAAGUACUUAGAGGUUUUGUUUCCCUUUCUGACAAACGAGACAAGCGUAAUAAAACCGGAGGAUUCCGACCCAGGACGCUUCACUGUAAAAGCAUUCAGUGGCUCCUGAAGAGAGUAUCUGAGACAAAAGGGGCCUCGGCACUGUCACAACACAGUGAGCGCUUUCUUCUUUUACACAUUAUACCACAUUAAAACCACAUCGCAGUUGGUGGACAGUUUUCACAUUCGGCCCUGCGAGCGUUUCCUCCAGUGAGAUGCUUUUUUUUUUUUCAGUGUCUGCGAAGUGAAGGGGAGGAGCAGAGGUAACAGGUUUUUGGCGGCGGACGCU
Messenger RNA from Paralichthys olivaceus (Japanese flounder), 3515 nucleotides. NCBI's taxonomy places the organism in Eukaryota, Metazoa, Chordata, Actinopteri, Pleuronectiformes, Paralichthyidae. The record is from RefSeq and is a predicted model, not a curated record.